This is a messenger RNA of Rubroshorea leprosula, 713 nucleotides long. The record is from the annotation of a GenBank genome assembly. NCBI's taxonomy places the organism in Eukaryota, Viridiplantae, Streptophyta, Magnoliopsida, Malvales, Dipterocarpaceae.
ACUUACUUUUAAUUACUUAUUUGCCCCCAUCUUCUUCCUUCCUCUAACCUUUUGUUUUUUUUUUUUACCUUUCAGAUCUCACUAGAUCUUUGCGAACCUAGCAUUGGGUUUGCCUGAGUUAGUGAUAGGAAACCCAACGCCUGGGUUCGCGUCAUGAACUCAGUGCCUGAGUUCGCGUGUCACGAACCUAGCGCUUGGGUUUGCGUGGGUUCAUACGCGAACCCAACGCCUGGGUUCCCGUGGGUUUGUGACGCGAACCUAAUGCCUAGGUUUGCGUGGGGUCGUGAUGCAAACCCAAUGCCUAGGUUCAUGUGGGUUAAUGACACGAACCCAGCACCUGGGUUCGCAAAACAAACCUAUGAUCUAGACUGGGUUUGCAAUGAGCCCAACUCCUGGUUUCAUCUACUAAUUCUGUUUGAAUGCUAGGACUUUGUAUUUCAUAUUCCAUUUUUCGUUUUCACUGUCUCUAAACAUGAAUGAUGUAGAUUUAGCUUUUGAAUUUCAUCUGAUGAUUAGAUCAUUCUUAAGAACGAUUUUGAGUAUUGCAGUUGGAGAUUCAGAUCGCUUUUGUUAUGUAUCUUGCUUUUUAUAUUAGAUUUUAGCUUGCAUCUACUGAUUCUAAGUAUGAAAUAUUUUGAUUUCGUAUUUGAAUUUUGACUAUUGAUUUGAUCAUUCAAAGAAUUGGACCAUCGUAAUAAAUCCAGGUUCGCGAU